UAUGUACACAGUUGGACAGGAUCAGUGACUCCAGUGACACUUUCCAUAUUUUUUUUUCUUGAGGAGGAUAUUACCUGCUUGACUUGCAGAGGUGUAACAAGUUGAAUUUGAGCUGAAAGCUGUAGGUCUGAUCUGGGGAAAAUAUGGGAAACGAGCAUUCCAAGAACAAAGAGAUAACCAAGAAUGGGACAAUUCAUGACAAGCAUGAAAAUGGAUCAGUGAAUGGCCUCUCCGCGAACAUCACAUCUAAUGGAUUGGAGGUUGUUGUUAACGGGGAGACCAUAGUCCACCAAAAUGGCGAACCGUUCUCUUUAAACUUCGCCACAGAAUCAACUGAGCCUGAUUUUGUGAUAGUUGAAUCAGACUGUCAACCUGCCGAGGCCCAAGUCAUUUUGGAACUCCCUGAACCCACCAUCCAGAAGGAAGAGGUCAAGAAAAGUAAAGAAGAAAAAGUUCAUCUUUUUGGCAAAAUGUUCAAAAAGAAAGCAGAACCUCCAACUGAUGUCGAGAACAUUCAAGAAAAAGAGACAUCAAAUGAAGAUCAAAAGGCUGUAAGUCCUCCUGCCACUGAUCCACAGCUGGAGACAGCUACCCUAAAGCAAGAAUCAGAAUCAUUAACGGAGCCAGAAAGUGUGACUCAAGACCCUCGUCCAGAGGAAGAAAAAGCUCCCGAAACUGACAACGGAGACAGUCAGCCUGUGGAAAACCAAGAGGAGAGUGACCCUGAAGAGAAUCCAGUUAUGAACUUCUUCAAAACACUAGUGACUUCCACUAAAACAUCCAAAAAGGAAACAGCUACUCCUGAUGCCACAAAAGAGCAGUCCCAGAAGGAGACCCAACCAGCAGCAACCAUUACUGCUGCACAAGUAUCUGAACCGCCUGCAGCACUCAAAGGAAUGUCUAUCCCACCACCACCUCCUCCAGAGCCACCAAAAAUGGAAGUCAAAGGAGAACCAGCUGCCAAACCUGUAAAACCCACGCCAAAAGAAGAACCAAAAGCUGCUGCAAAGGAACCCGAGCCCUCAAAAGCAACAUCAGCCAAAGAUACUCUGAGCAAAUUCUUCCGCCCAAAGGUACUGCUAGGUUUGAAGGCAUCCAAAGGCAAGGGUGCCUCAGCAAGUGGAGCCAAUGCCCAGGCCAAGACUGCAGCAGCGACAAUCAAGGACGAACCACAGCCACCAGUAGAAGUACAGACUGAAAAUAAGGUUGAACCUCAGGAGACAGCAGAGGAGGUGGCACAGCCAGUUGUAGAAGAGCAGAUGGUGGAUGGAGCACCACAGCCAGUGGUAGAAGCUGAGAAAGUGGAUCCCUCAAAAGCUGGCACCUUGGAGGCUGCCGCAAAGCCAGAGCCGCCACCGCCUGCUCAGGAGGAGAAGAAAACAGCCUCAAAAUCUUCCUUCUUUUCUUUCUUCAAGCCUAAAGUACUGUUAGACCACAUGACCACAAAAGUCCAGGCAGCCUCCACAAGUGGAGUUCGGCUCCUCAGGAGAUCGACUGGAGUGGGUGCUGAACCCAAAAAGGCGACCCCUGCCCCCGCUGCAGCUACAACAGCAGAGGCAGCUAAAACCAAGGAGGAACCUAAAGCGGCAGCCAAGUCGUCAGAGGUAGUUGUAGAUAACAAACAAGCUUCAGUGGCCUCCCAAGCUGGAGACGAUGCAGCCAAUGUUCCCAAAAAACUGGAGAAGAGGAACUCCAUCCAUCUGUUCUUUAAAAAUCUGGGUCAGAAACGUCAUUCCACAGACGCGGGAGUCCAGACAGAGGCAGCUGCUGUCGCUCCAGCAGCAGAGAAAGCCAAAUGAAACCAAAAGCAACACUAAAGUUUCCAUGUACAGACUCCCUUUCUCUUACUCAAUCUUUAUCUCUCUCUCUCUCUCAUCACCCCUUCGACACCCUUGAAUUACUUUAACUACAUUUAUUUUAUUUAAUUGUUUUUGUUACUGUUUAGAAGUUACAAUAUGAGAGGAAAGGAUACUGGAUAAAAUGAUAAAAGCAAGUGAGAAAGAGCAGUGAGCAGGUAGAUGAACUAGUGGUGAUUGGAAAUGGUGAAAGACUGACUUGAUGGUGAGGCUGUUGAAAUACAUACACACACACACACACACACACACACACACAUAUAUAUAUAUAUAUAUACAUACACACACACACACACACACAUAUAUAUAUAUAUAUAUAUAAUUUUGGUCAUAAAAAUGUCUUGACAAGUAUCGCAAUGCGAGUGUGAAACCUUUUCUACAGACAUUUAAUGUGACCUUUCUCUAAUCGUGCAACCUAACACACUGGGCUUAUGCAAUAUACAGUACCACACUUCGCUUUUAGCAAUUAAUUUGUCUGACAACACAUUGUCACAUAGGCUCUAUUUUUACAGUUCAUAUCAGGAAAAUCAUGCAGUUGUGGCAAUGCGGAAGUUAAUAUGAAACGAUAUUGACAAAAGUACUUAAAUGUAUAUGACAUUAAAAUAGACAGCUCCUACUAGAGCUGAUGAAAGGAGCGUGUUCAAACUGCACUUACAGAUUUUUUUUAACUCAAUGUGAGCAAUAUGUAGAGUAUAUGUACAUGUAACAGUCAUAUAUUGGGCCAUUCAGGAAAUCACAAUCUUAAGUAUUCUGUGGGGAACUGAUUGUAAAGUAUUCAUGUUAACAAAUACAUCUGAGGCGGCAAAAAAAAGGUGUCAUUUGUGUGCAAAUGUGUCCUUUGUGGUAUGUUUUGCAGUCGUAGCUUUUAAUUUGAUAGCAGCACUUUGUGUCAGGUCAUUUAAUUGACGUCUUACGGUGUUUGUCAUUUGUGUUUGGCAUGUGUGCAGAUGAUAUCAUGCUUGUGUUUGCCUAUAUGUACGCGUGUCUUGUGUAACUUCAGUUAUCUUGAAGACAUUAAAUAUGUUCACCAUU
Seriola aureovittata is the source of this 2885-nucleotide messenger RNA. RefSeq names its product brain enriched myelin associated protein 1 (gene bcas1). The transcript is spliced from 16 exons. Gene Ontology annotation, biological process: myelination. Lineage: Eukaryota; Metazoa; Chordata; Actinopteri; Carangiformes; Carangidae. The record is from RefSeq and is a predicted model, not a curated record. Bases 144 to 1799 code for a protein of 551 amino acids.